Messenger RNA from Symbiodinium necroappetens, 723 nucleotides. The record is from the annotation of a GenBank genome assembly. NCBI's taxonomy places the organism in Eukaryota, Dinophyceae, Suessiales, Symbiodiniaceae.
AUGAUGUGGAAGACCUUCCUUAUGCUCCUCUGCUCCGCAGCGGCUGACGAGUUCCUAAGCCUCAAGCGUGGCAUCUCGGCCAGAUGCCUCCUCCAAGGUUGGGCUGACGAUGCGCAAGAAAGCGACAUUGUGAAGGCAGCCCAGGACUGCUUCACGCGGAACGAAGUGCAAACGAGCAACCUCGGCGAGCUGCAAGGGACCUUGGGGGUUGCCACUGGUUGUGUGGCGAGCAACUUGGACGCUAAGUGGGGAUGGCGUCCGGAACUUGCCGGCUCGGGCUCCAACACUGGUGGCCCCUACGACGUCUACGGCGAGGGGCUGACCCUGGUGGGUGUGGAGACUCCCUCCGGUAGCUGGCAGUUCAUGCUAAGGAAGCCUUCGGCUUCGCAAGGGGGUGCCUCGCACGUGGCCGUGACGGUGCACAGCUACCACCGCGGCGAUGCCACCCCCCAGCAGGAAACGGAUCUCAUCCACUUCGCCGACUCCUGCUUCAGCAAGGAGGAUGUCGACACCUCCAACCUUGGCAGCUUGCAGUUCUCCCUGCUCAAAAAUGUGGACUGCGUGCUUCAGAAAUGCUUGGAGGCUUGGGGCUUCAAGCCUGAGUUCGCAGACUCUGGCUCAGACAACGGCGGCCCGUACGACGCGUACGGCCUCGGGGCCACGGUGAUCGGGGUAGAGUCCCCUUCGGGCAAGUGGGAGUUCGUGCUGAGGCUGAAGAAUUGA